AUGCCACCAGUUCUCUCUUCCCCAUCAACUUCCUCCCCUUCGCCACCUCCACCUUCGUCUCAACAAUCCGUUUCCUCUACGCCGAAACGAAAACGUGAUGAUAUACCGCCCACACCUCCGGCUUCCUGCCCCGAAAUGCGUCUUAACACCAAGCUCCCUAGCAAUAUCACCGUAGCCUCCUCGGCUGAUUCCGAAACAGGAAGCCCGCGCACGAAAGUGGCGUACACUUUCCAAGGCCUGCAACUGGAAGAUGAUAGGGUGUCGAAACUCGACCUCCAGCGCUCCAAUUUCCCCAGACUUGGACCGCGCAAUGAAGGAAUGCAAGAGGAGAGCGCGGUAAGAAAGCGGGUCAAAGUCUUCGGAGACAAAGAGAGUGAUAUAGCUUCAGGGAGGGGGAGGGAAAUACCAGAGACGCCUCAGCAUCAGAGCUUUGGAACCGUGAGUGGGUCGGAGAGGAACUCAGAUUCGACGGUCUCGGAGAAGGGAUGCUCCUUGGCGUUGAGGAACGAGGUUGAUCCUAUGAUUUUUAAGGGGUCGAGUAUUGGGAAACGGAAAGGGGGAUUGGCGCGGGCGUAUCCGAGCAUCAACUGUCUUGCGGAUUCUAAGUCUCGUGCGUCAAGAAAAAGGAUGGGUACUCCGCCAUUACUUGGCUCCAGAGAUGCAUCAUUGGAAACAGAAACUGCGGAUGGGGGAGAAAGGAAUGUGGAUCUCGACAGAGCGGCAUUGACAUGGCAUGAUGAUGAGAUCACUGGCCAUAAUCCAGAUGAUCCUGAUGAUGACGGGGAAGGCAUCAAUGGGAUUGGCUUUAAGCCAACACCGGCCAUAGCAUAUGCGAGAUCAGAGAAGAGGAGACUACAAAUGGCGGAGUAUCGGAGUCGAGAGGCGAGGGAGGCCAGGGCCAAGAGAAGUGAGAGGAGGAGGGGUGAAGUUAGUAAGGAGAGUAGUAAGGUCGAAGCGGAGACCGCGAGGAGGGUGAGAUUUUUGGAGGGUAUGACGGAAAGCAUUAUUCCGACGAGUUGA
Amorphotheca resinae ATCC 22711 is the source of this 1020-nucleotide messenger RNA. RefSeq lists its product as hypothetical. Bases 1 to 1020 code for a protein of 339 amino acids. The record is from RefSeq and is a predicted model, not a curated record. NCBI's taxonomy places the organism in Eukaryota, Fungi, Ascomycota, Leotiomycetes, Helotiales, Amorphothecaceae. The transcript has a single exon.